GUCACCAUCGACGAGAAGGCAGAUCUCGCGAUGGAGGAAGGAGAGGUCAGUUGGGGGUCACGCAAGGUUGAGAUGCCUAACUUGCCCAAGCCUCUGACACUGGAGGAGAAAAAGUUUCUCCUAGCUGUGGAGCGAGGUGACUGCCAAACCACGCGAAAGAUGUUACAGAAGGCUCAUAGGCACUCUAACUACAUGAACAUGAAUUGCGUAGACCCUCUUGGGCGAGGCGCUCUCCACAUGGCCAUCUCCAACGAGAACCUGGAGAUGGUGGAGAUGUUGGUGGUGAUGGGGGUAGAGACGAGGGAUGCUCUACUCCACGCCAUCGACUCCGAGUUCGUGGAGGCUGUGGAAGUCCUGCUGGAGCACGAGGAGGUCAUCCACAAGGAUGGCGAGCCCUACUCUUGGGAAAAGGCAGACCGCAACACGUCCGCCUUCACGCCCGAGAUUACGCCUCUCAUCUUGGCCGCCCAUCGUGAUAACUAUGAGAUCCUGAAAAUCCUUCUGGAUCGGGGAGCUAUGUUGCCCAUGCCCCAUGACAUUAGGUGCGGCUGCCCCGACUGUAUCAAGACCUCCUCCGAGGACUCCCUCCGCCACUCCCGCUCUCGCAUCAACGCCUACCGCGCCCUCGCCUCUCCCUCCCUCAUCGCCUUGUCCUCCACCGACCCUAUCCUCACGGCCUUCGAGCUCUCCUGGGAACUGAAGAACUUGGCCAACACCGAGCACGAGUUCAGGGCUGAGUACACGUUCGUGGCUCACCCCAAUAUCCAACAACUGCUGGCCGCUCUCUGGUACGAAGGUCUCCCAGGCUUCAGGAGGAAAGCCCUCAUUGAGAAGUGUCUGGAGAUUUUCAAGGUCGUGGCUCUGUUUCCCCUGUACUGUGUUCUUUACAUCCUGACCCCGAAUAGCCCUACUGGAGCACUUAUCCGAACACCGUUUAUGAAGUUCCUUAUCCACUCUGCCUCCUAUCUCUUCUUCUUGCUCAUGUUGAUCUUGGUAUCGGUCCGCUUCGAAAACUUGGUGAUAUGGCUCUUCGGAACUGAGAAUAUGAGACGAAACUUAGAGGAGGCGAUGCGGAAACAGCGUGGAAACCUCCCGACGCCGACCGAGUGUCUUGUGGUACUGUGGGUUUUCGGCUUCAUCUGGGAAGAGAUCAAGGAGAUCUACCGCCACGGCCUGAGGAAGUACCUACGUAACAUGUGGAACAUCUUGGACAUCAUGCGAGAUACCCUUUACAUCUGCACGCUGUUCCUCAGGAUCUUGGCUUACAUUCAGCAGUGGCAGGAGAUCGUUCGCAAUCCUAAUGUGGCUUACAUCCCCCGCGAGGAAUGGAACAGCUUCGACCCACAGCUCAUCUCCGAGGGCCUCUUCGCCGCCGCCAACAUCCUCUCCGCCCUCAAACUGGUCCACAUCUUCAGCAUCAACCCUUACCUCGGACCCCUGCAGAUCUCUCUCGGUCGAAUGGUCAUCGAUAUCGUCAAGUUCUUCUUCAUCUACACUUUGGUGCUCUUCGCCUUUGCUUGCGACCGGCCCGAGGAACCGACACCUGCGCUCAAGAUUGCUUACUGA
Molecule: messenger RNA, 1566 nt
Organism: Penaeus indicus
Lineage: Eukaryota; Metazoa; Arthropoda; Malacostraca; Decapoda; Penaeidae
Product: transient receptor potential-gamma protein-like
Exons: 11
Coding region: 31-1566 (511 amino acids)
Biological process (GO): calcium ion transmembrane transport; regulation of cytosolic calcium ion concentration
Cellular component (GO): cation channel complex; plasma membrane
Molecular function (GO): protein binding; inositol 1,4,5 trisphosphate binding; store-operated calcium channel activity
Source: RefSeq, a predicted model, not a curated record